UAGAGUUUGAAAAAUUCUCAACGGAUGACCCAAUGGACAUGUGAAUAUUCGCAUGAAUUUACUCAUAUACUUAAUUCUAUAGCCUGAAUUUGGGAUUUCUCUUCCACUUCAGGGAAACAACUUUAUCUCAUCAUGGAUAUGGCGGGUCUGAAAGUCGGCGUUAAUGUCGACAUUCAACGGACCGACGGUCGUAUCCAUUCAGCUGUGAUCAGCGGGGUGAAUCCUGAGAUGAGGAGUGUCACAGUUGAAUGGUUUGAGAAAGGGGAAACUAAAGGAAAAGAGAUUGAGGUGGAAGCAAUAUUUGCUUUAAAUCCAGAUCUCCAAACACCUGCGCAACCAGUGCGUGAAAGCCAAUCUUCAAAGAGCUCCAGAAUUCCAAAUGCACAAUCUGGAGAUGGACCAAAAGCUGGUAGGAAAGCACCACUUUCAGCGAAGUCGAGGCGUAGUUAUGCAGCCAAUGCUCAGCCAUCGGUGGUAGCACAGAAUGGACAGUCAGAGAAAGCAGCCGCAGCAGCAGCUGCUUCAAAGGAUGCAGCAGCUCGCAGGAAAUCUAACUGUGUCAAAGAGGUCGAUAAGAUCCGACUGAAAAGAGAGGAACGCAGAGCCCAGCAGAUUGCCAUCAAGGAGGAGCGGGGCAGUGAAUAUGACAUGAGUGACCCCAACUGGGAAUUUAUAGCAAUGAUCAAUGAAUACCGUACAAGUUUAGAGUUCCGUCCAUUGACGUCAUCGGAUCCAAUUGUCAACCAUACAAUAUCUGUUUGUGUCCGUAAGCGCCCUAUGAACAAGAAAGAAUUGGCUAAAAAGGAUGUUGAUGUUUUAACAAUUCCCAACAAAGAGAAUGUGAUAGUUCACGAACCAAAACUGAAGGUGGACCUUACCAAAUAUCUUGAGAACCAGAACUUCCGCUAUGACUACUCCUUUGAUGAGAAUAGCACAAAUGAGAUGGUGUAUAGGUACACUGCCAAGCCUUUAGUGGAGUGUAUAUUUGAAGGCGGAAUGGCCACCUGUUUUGCAUAUGGACAGACAGGGAGUGGUAAAACCCAUACCAUGGGAGGUGACUUUUCUGUCAAGGGACAGCAGGACUGUUCAAAAGGAAUUUAUUGUUUAGCUGCCAGGGAUGUUUUCAAAUUGCUCCAUACCAAGUAUAAGAAGCAAGAGUUGAUUGUAGGGGCAAGCUUCUUUGAAAUUUAUAGUGGAAAGGUAUUUGACCUGUUAAAUAAAAAACAAAAGUUACGAGUACUAGAGGAUCACAAGCAACAGGUUCAGAUUGUUGGGCUCAAAGAAGAACCAAUCUCAAAUCCAGAUGAUGUCUUGCGUCUCAUUCAGCAUGGCAACAAUGUGCGGACAUCUGGGACAACGUCAGCCAAUCAGCAUUCCUCUAGGUCACAUGCAGUAUUUCAAAUUAUCCUCAGACGAAGCAAGUUGAAGCCAUCAGCACGCCAAAAUCAAGCCCCUAUACCGAAUACAAAUAAGUUGUAUGGGAAGUUUUCAUUGAUUGAUUUGGCAGGUAAUGAACGCGGAGCAGACACAUCAAGUGCUGACAGGCAGACAAGGAUGGAGGGUGCUGAAAUUAACAAAAGUCUCUUAGCACUAAAGGAGUGUAUCCGAGCUUUGAGUAGGAAGGGGGCUCACCAGCCAUUCCGUGCUAGCAAGCUGACCCAGGUGUUACGAGAUUCCUUUAUAGGAGACAACUCGAGGACAUGUAUGAUUUCUAUGAUCUCUCCGGGGAUGAGCUGCUGUGAACACACACUGAACACACUGCGAUAUGCUGACAGAGUAAAAGAGCUAGGACCAGGAGGACCUGUGGAGGGGAAGCCGGCAGAGGUGGCCCUACCCAACAACUACAACCUUGGUGCUAUGUCUCCACAAAACAGUGAUCUACAGAUGUUAAAAACCUCCAAUGAAGAGGUCACGGAUGAAAUGCUGACAUUCCACGAAGUUGUCAACCAUAUGCAGGAAAUAGAGGAGGAGGUUAUAGAUGACCACAAGUCGAUUAUAGAGAUAACACAGAAAUGGCUAGCUGAAGACAAGAAACUGUACAAGGCGACAGACGAUGUGGACUAUGAUGUUGAAGCUUAUGCACAACAACUGGACAACCUGCUGGCAAGAAAGAUCCAAACACUAACGGCUCUGAGAGAAAAAGUAUCAAGUUUCCGCAAUGAUUGUCAGGAAGAGGAAAACCUUAGCAAGAACUUAAAGAGUCGAAGACAACCAAAUUCAAAGUGAUCCUCAGUUAACGAGGUGCAGACAUGUAUUCAUUAUCAUCUGUUUUACCAUAUGCACAUAGUGUUGCCCGUCUAGGCUUCAGCUCAUGUUUCACUUCCAUUUCUCCUGCUGAUGAGAUUUUCUUUCAAGUUCAAAAACAAGAUUCGCUAGUCUAGCUUGAAAUUGGUGUAACCUCCAGCAUCAUUUUCCCCCAACAAAUCGAAGGACUGGAACGAGCCAGCUGUAAAUGGGGACAAGUAGUGUGGCAAAAAUGUGCCGUUAUUCAGCCAAGUCUGUGAUAUAGAAUUUGUUGUGAAGCUCUGCUGUAGUUGGCGUGCAUUUCGUAGUCAGGAGGAAGUUUUGUGGAAGCCUGUGGACACUAUAUAGCUACAACCGUGUACAGGACUAUUGGGACUUUUCUUCAAAUCUUCAACUUCAUCAGUCAUCUGUGUUGUGAUUCAAAGAUCAGAUAUCAGGGAGAGAUGCUGGUGAACUGUCUCUAAGAUUUUAACAGUUUUUGUGAUUAUCUCUCCUCUACACAUUAUUUCUGAAGGACAGACUGUCAUGUGGUUUACAGUAACGAUGUGGUCACAACUUGCUAUAGCCGUUCACAGGUGCUCAAGCGUUCACCCACCACCGUUAUUUACAAGUCAUUGUUAUAGUUAUUACCAGUUCAUUUAUAAAGCCAAUAUGGGAGAGAGACGAGAAUUUUAUGUGAUAUUUAUUUUCUAUUAUUAGUACAAAUUGUUGUAUUAUUAUAAACAUGUGUACAUUUGUGAAAUGCAUGCAUGUAUUUAGCUGUUAUAGGUGUAUCAUAGAGAUUUUUGAAAAUUGUGUGAAUGAAUGCGAGUAAGUACCAUUACUACACCCUUAACCAGCAUAAACAUACACCAUCAUGUCUUCUUAAGCGAUUGAGUGUUUAUUUCUUGCCUUGAAGUUUCAACAUUGGUGAUAAUUCAGUGACUUGAAAUCGAUAGGCAACAGCUGAUGGCUUCAUUAUUUGAUAAGCUUGUAAGUACAGAUUUUAGAGGUUGAAAAUGUGUUCUGCUGUUAUUAAAUGUUGUCAUAUUAAACUGACAACUUUCAUGUUGCCGGGGAUUGUCUGAAAGGUAAUUCAUGUUUAUGAUCAAAUAUCAACUUAAAGCUAGGUAGACAAGGUUGCUGAAUAAAGUCGAGCAAGAGGUCAUGUUUCAAUGUUAAUCACAGGGACAGGAGAUCCAGUAUAUUUAAUGUAGCAUUUUAUCUGGAUAAGAUUCAUAAGCAUAAUCAUACACAUUCUUUAGAGUACUAGGAUAUAUUAAUGAGAGAAAAAGAUACAAGACCAACAGUAUAUGUAUUAGGUCUAUCUAAAUCUCAUGUAAAGUAUUUUUGUGGAGAUAUUUUGAGCCACAUGCACAAUGAACAAUAUUUGCUAUGUUUAACAGAUGAGAUGUAAAUAAUUAUCUGGAAGCCUUUUUUUUCCUUUCUUUUGUUUUUGAGAGAAGUUAUUUUACAAAGCACUGUACACACAGGUAUAUAUUGACGUGUAUUGUAAUUUCCUGGAUCUGUUUGUCAUACGACAUGAUGAUCUGGCUUCUUUCAUAUGUAGAAUCACAUCAUGAUGUUCACAUAUUUUUACCAUUUUACCAGGGACGCAUGUCACAUGAGUAGUGUUCAUUUUAAACAUUAAAACCAUGGUUAGUAUGCAGAUUUAUGUCUGUCACUUAAGUAUUUGUACUUCUACAUCCAAAGAUCCUAUUUUACAUUAAAAUACCACCCAGCAAUGAACAAAUAUAAGGUUGAGUAAUUAUCGUUUUCUGGCUUUAAUGAUAUUAUGAAUCGAUACAUUUAUGUAUUUCAUUCAAUGAUAGAUAUGAAAGGUUUGUAUAUUUCUAUGCAAAGAAAUGUACUAUAUAUAUUAUUAGUAGGUUGUGUUAUUAAGAUUCAAGCAGGGCAUACAGCUUCCGACCAGAGUAUCGGGCUAGGGUAAGCUUAAAAUGAUCUAUGGCAGUAACUGCUUUGUGGUAGUGAUGUACAUAAGGAAGGCUGAAGAAUGAGACAACACACUCACACAGCAGUAUACAAACAUUCUAAAUACUUUCCUGUGUUCUUAUUAUUAAGAGUUACGGUGCAUGACACCUUAAUAUACAGCUGUUGGUACCUGAUAGAUACACAGUAUUGAUGAACAGUAACUGAGUGACAGGUACAUGCCCCUGCUAGUUUGGUCCAGUGGUGUACUUUGUAUUGGGUGGACAUGUGAGCUUGCUUUACCCAGGUCUUUCCAUUGAUGUUCAGAGCCUUGUGAUUCAGUAUAAUUUGUUAUUUAAGCUGUGCAGUUUCAUCAUAAUUGUGACAUCGAUGAGUAAUUUGAUAAGUUAGAAUUAUGUUCAUGUUUUCAUGCUAGUAAAUUAAUAACCAGUAAAUUGGGUCUGCUUUUAUAUCUCGCAUUCCAAGCAGUUUGACUUGUCGAACUAGAAUUGUUCGUUUAUGAAGUAGGGGCAGACCCUAGUGGGAGAAUAAUUGUGAGCCUGGUGAAGCCUUUUAUAUUUACUUCAGAAAAGGCUCAACUAUUCUGGCCGCAGGAGAGAUUAUACUAGGAAAAUAUUCUCUUUUUUUUUAAUAUAUAUUUAUUUAAAUACUUCUUCACAAAAUAAUCUAGUAGCCCGGUAAGGAAUCAUAUGCUCAUUGUGAACUAGUGUGAUAUACCUAUACCCGUCUCCACAUAGAAUCCAUUUUAUGUGAUAUUACAAUUAUCAGGGUCUAAUGACCGCCAAUUGUUCUCUUCAACAAUGCUUCAAUACAUCUGACGUGAGAACCUGCCACAACAGUUAGUACAUCACAAAACCUGUGAUGCAAUACAGAGGAAGCUGAUAGCAAUAUAUGAUGUGUGUAAUUUGUGGUAUAAUGUGGCCAAUCUGCAUUACAACAGUUCUUGUAGUGGUAGUGUUAUGACCACAAGCCACAUUCCAUGUUACAACAGUGCUUGUAGUUAUAGCCAAAGCCCAAUAACAACAGUGCUAAUAGUGGUAGUGAGAUGUGUGAACGUGUGUGUGUUUGAGUGCAUGUACUGUACUGAGACUCAUCAUGUUGGUGAUCCUACUACAGUUUGUGAGUAGUAUGCCAGUCCUCGUUACAACAGUUCGCCUAGUAGUAGCGAGAUGUGUGAAUGUGCGUGUUCCUGUGUAUUGAGCCUCAUCACGUUGGUGAUCCUACUACAGUUUGUGUGUGUAGUAUGCCAGGCCUAGUUACAACAGUGCUAAUAGUCGUAGUGAGAUGUGUGAACGUGUGUGUGUUUGAGUGUAUGUACUGUACUGAGCCUCAUCAUGUUGGUGAUCCUACUACAGUUUGUGAGUAGUAUGCCAGGCCUCGUUACAACAGUUCGCCUAGUAGUAGCGAGAUGUGUGAAUGUGCGUGUUCCUGUGUAUUGAGCCUCAUCACGUUGGUGAUCCUACUACAGUUCGUGUGUAGUAUGCCAGGCCUCGUUACAACAGUGCUCGUAGUGGUAGCGAGAUGUGUGAAUGUGCGUGUUCCUGUGUAUUGAGCCUCAUCACGUUGGUGAUCCUACUACAGUUUGUGUGUAGUAUGCCAGGCCUCGUUACAACAGUGCUCGUAGUGGUAGCGAGAUGUGUGAAUGUGCGUGUUCCUGUGUAUUGAGCCUCAUCACGUUGGUGAUCCUACUACAGUUUGUGUGUAGUAUGCCAGGCCUUGUUACAACAGUGCGCCUAGUGGUAGGCGUUGGUUUUACUAACUGCUUAAACUAAAACAGAGAGACUUACCUUCAUUACAUAGGUAAGUCUCAUCAACGAAAGUGGGGAGGCGUUAACCUUAUACAUGUAUGUCAUUUAUAUACUUUAUUUUGAUUAUGCAAAACAAACAAUAUACUUAAUAUAUAUACGUGUAUAUGCAAUUACAUGUAUUGUCAGUAUAUAGAUUACGGUAAGGAAGAAUGAUGGUCAGCCUGGUCACCAAAAAACUUGAUGUUGCUUAUUUUAUUUGACCAAUAACUAAGAAAUACAACAAUUACAUUUUGUACACUCACUGAAUUAUAAGUUUUUGCAUUUAAAAGAAGACUGUGUCUCUUAAUGAGGUUAUAUUGUUCUGCUCAAUUUUAAAUUUGACUAUUGGGAAGGGACCAUAGAUUUUGAAAAGUGUCUGCAAGAUAUGACCACCCAAAUUCAUUUUUAUUGUUCUUCUUUAAUUUUACAAAAAAUGAUUUGGUGAAUAUCAUCUACCCUUGAAGAAUAAACAAUUCCAGAACUUACAAACAUCCAUACAUCUUUGUACAUUUUACCAUUUAAUUUAUUGUAUAUAUUAUUGAAGUAUGCUGAAUAUGAACCACCUUCACGCCAGUUUAAAUCACAAUUUAUACUCCAAAGAUUACUCACCCUAUAUACGUUGUGGUAUGUGGUACUCCAAUCGGCUUGUAUAUUCCACGCCAUGUACAUGUACGUCUGUGGAUUGUGAUAAUAACCUAAAGCUUGUAUAUCCCACAUCACAACAGUACCUUAAUACAUGAAUAUCUAUCUGUAGUACUCACAGAAGCUUCUAGUGUCCACCAUGCCCACACACCUUACCAUGUACAUAGGGCCCUUGGUACCUCCAUCAACUUGUAUACUCCAGCGUGACAUACAUUUACUAGCCAUGUACAUAUUGUGCAUCAUGAUGGUAUUUGCAUCAUCUAGUAUUCUCUCAAUUCAUACCUCUAAAGAUUUUAUACUUUAGGAUAUCCUCAAAUUUACCUGUCAUCAUAUUAUGGUGGUACUUGGUCUUAUCUUGGUACCUUGAUGUACUGAAUUGUCUUCUCAGUAUUGAUGCUGUUGUGAACUAGGGGGAGGAUUAGUUCAUCAUUCAAUAAAGAUUUGCUGCACAUAUUACAUCAGAGGUAUGUGAAAUGGAGAAAGAGAAAAAAUUGAAUAUUAUAGCAGUGUUAUCAAUGUGUAGCAUCACAUCAUGGGGUUCACCACAAUAAUGAUGUAGCACACCCAGUUACAUGUGAUUGCCCUGUACCUGUAUUAAUCAUGUCUUAGCUAUUCUGUUGUUUAUAAUAUUGAUUUCCACCAAAAUGUUACCAAAUGAUCUGCAAUGGGAAAAAAGAAAAUAAAUCAUUUU
Mizuhopecten yessoensis (Yesso scallop) is the source of this 7293-nucleotide messenger RNA. RefSeq names its product kinesin-like protein KIF2A. The record is from RefSeq and is a predicted model, not a curated record. Gene Ontology annotation, molecular function: microtubule motor activity; microtubule binding; ATP binding. Lineage: Eukaryota; Metazoa; Mollusca; Bivalvia; Pectinida; Pectinidae. The coding region runs from base 133 to 2226 and encodes 697 amino acids. The transcript has 22 exons. Gene Ontology annotation, biological process: microtubule-based movement.